AUGUUCGCCCAUUUAUUCAAGGCGGCGCCUGCCAGGGCUGCCGCCUUCACCACCGUGAAGCAGCCGGUUGCGUCCCGCUUCAUGGCCACUGUUCGCCAGCGUGCUCCCCUGGAACCGGCCACCUUUACCAUUCGUGACGGCCCCAUUUUCACGGGCAAGUCCUUCGGUGCCCGCUCCAACAUCUCUGGCGAGGCGGUCUUCACCACCUCGCUGGUCGGCUACCCGGAGUCUCUGACCGACCCGUCGUACCGGGGUCAGAUCCUGGUCUUUACCCAGCCUCUUAUUGGCAACUACGGUGUGCCGUCUGCGGAGAAGGACUCCAACGGUCUUUUGAAGUACUUCGAGUCUCCGCACCUGCAGGCUUCUGGUGUGGUUGUCGCCGACGUCGCUGAGCAAUACAGCCACUGGACCGCCGUCGAGAGCCUGGGCCAGUGGUGUGCCCGUGAGGGUGUCCCCGCGAUCUCCGGCGUCGAUACCCGUGCCAUUGUCACCUACCUCCGUGAGCAGGGUUCCUCCCUGGCUCGGAUCACCGUCGGCGAGGAGUACGAUGCCAACGAGGACGAGGCCUUCACGGACCCGGAGCAGAUCCACCUGGUGCGCCAAGUCAGCACCAAGCAGCCCUUCCACGUGAGCGCCGCCGACCCCCAGUGCCACGUUGCCGUCAUCGACUGCGGUGUCAAAGAAAACAUUCUGCGCAGCCUGGUCAACCGCGGCGCCAGCAUCACCGUGUUCCCCUUCGACUAUCCGAUCCACAAGGUGGCCCACCACUUCGAUGGCGUCUUCAUCUCCAACGGCCCCGGUGACCCGACUCACUGCCAGGACACCACCUACCACCUGCAGCGCCUGAUGGAGACCUCUCAGAUCCCCAUCUUCGGUAUCUGCCUGGGCCACCAGCUGCUGGCUCUGGCUGCGGGUGCGCGCACCAUCAAACUCAAGUAUGGUAAUCGAGCUCACAACAUCCCCGCCCUGGAUCUGAGCACGGGUCGCUGCCACAUCACCAGCCAGAACCACGGGUACGCGGUCGACGCCUCGACUCUGCCCUCGGACUGGAAGCCGUACUUCACCAACCUGAACGACUCGAGCAACGAGGGCAUGAUCCACAAGUCCCGUCCGAUCUUCAGCACCCAGUUCCACCCGGAGGCCAAGGGCGGCCCGCUUGACUCGUCGUACCUGUUCGACAUCUACCUCGACAGCGUGCGCAAGUACAAGGCCAACCAGUCUGGCCUCUACCCGGCCCGUGAUAGCCGUCCCGACCCCCUGCUGGUUGACCUGCUGGCCAAGGAGCGUGUGGGCGUGCAGCCCACCACCGGCAUGCAGAACGUGGCUGCUGCCGCCGCUGCCGCUGCCGCUGCGUAA
Molecule: messenger RNA, 1356 nt
Organism: Penicillium lagena
Lineage: Eukaryota; Fungi; Ascomycota; Eurotiomycetes; Eurotiales; Aspergillaceae
Gene: cpa1
Product: carbamoyl-phosphate synthase (glutamine-hydrolyzing) CPA1
Exons: 1
Coding region: 1-1356 (451 amino acids)
Biological process (GO): L-glutamine metabolic process; 'de novo' pyrimidine nucleobase biosynthetic process; L-arginine biosynthetic process
Cellular component (GO): cytoplasm; carbamoyl-phosphate synthase complex
Molecular function (GO): carbamoyl-phosphate synthase (glutamine-hydrolyzing) activity
Source: RefSeq, a predicted model, not a curated record